This is a messenger RNA of Punica granatum (pomegranate), 4413 nucleotides long. The record is from RefSeq and is a predicted model, not a curated record. Lineage: Eukaryota; Viridiplantae; Streptophyta; Magnoliopsida; Myrtales; Lythraceae.
CCUUUGGAUACUUGUAUGGUGCAAUGGCAAUGGCAGAAGAAGCAAUGGAACAACUUUACAACAAUAACCCAACUAGGUUCCAGAGGUUAUGGGACACUUUUAAUUCAAGAAAAGGUCGACUUAUCCACCCAAUGCACGCUGCUGCAGCUUUUUUGAAUCCCGCAUUCAUGUGUAGUGAAACUUUUAAAUACAGCUCCAGAAUCAAUGAUGGUAUGGACUUCGUGUUGAAGAAUUUGGUAGCUGAUGAAGAAGAAGAUGCUUUUCUUGAUCAAAUGGAUCAGUAUCAUAUGAAAGCAUCGGAAGUGUUCACAUAUACAGCAAUGAAAAGGCUGAAAACAUCUCACCCUUGUAAAUGGUGGGAUUAUUGCGGUUAUCAUCUUCCCAUACUGAAAAAAUAUGCUAUCCGAAUUCUAAGCCAACCUUGCAGUAGUUCAUCCUGCAAAAGGAGUCUAAGUGCAUCCGAAGCUGCCCAGAUUAAGCAAUGAAGGGGAUCGACACCAGCAGGGCUGGAAAAUUGUCUACAUUUAAGGAUGAAUGCGAAGUUGAUGGCAAAAUCAAAUAAAAUGAAAACACUUGACAGGACGCCAAUUGAUCUGAAAGAACUUGGUAAGCUUAAGUUGAUCAGUGAGAACUCUGCUGAUGGAUUACCAAAUCACCCGAAGAUCCUAUGCCUUAACGAACAACAAAACAGCAGGUCUUCAUUCACAAGGAAUCAGUUAGUAGAACCGAAUUAUCUACAGUUGCAUUUCGUAACAAUGGUUUCCUCUCCCCUGGUAACUGGUCAAAAGGUUGAAGGUGAAGGAGGAUCUCCUAUCCAUGUCUUUCUGGUAGACCCUCAAACUGGUUUUCUUGUGCAAGAUGGUGCAUUGUCAAGGCUAGAAUUGAUUGUUUCUGUGCUGGAAGGUGACUUUAAUGAAGAAGGUGAAACAGAUUGGGCACAAGAGUACUUCCAGGGUAAUGAAAUAACCUCGAUUUCACUCGUGGCUGGAAAUCUCGGUGUGGUCCUUAAUGCAGGGAUGGGAACUCUUGGGGAUAUCACCUUUAAUGAAGAAUCUAGCAUGGCAAGAAACGGGACAUUUAGACUUGGAGUCAAAACUAGUGGAGAUUGUUGUGAAGGAUUCCGCAUUCGUGAGGGCAUAUCCAAUGCUUUUGUUGUGAAGCGUAUUGAGGCUACAAGGUGGACCGACCCAGCUGCUCAUGAUAUGCCUCUUCCUGACGAUUGGCAUUCUCCGGGCAACUUGCAAGAAUUAUCGAGUUUUCCUACAACGGGAAAUUAUAAUGAGAUAGACGAUAACUGGCUACUCUGGUCUUUUGACGAAUCUGGGACUGUAGACUGGCAUCACCAGCAGGAGUACUGCUUCAAAUCCAAGCAGGCAGCGACAAGAUGGUUUAAGCUGAAAGCCGUCUUACAGUGGGCAAUUCUAAGGAGAAUAAUUAUGAGGAAGAGGGCUCGAAGAAUGGUUGUGAAGAGCAGAGUUGAGAAGCGAUUAGUCAGCACUGCAGGUCAGAAUUGGAAUGUCAAAGAACACAAGCCUGCUCCUGUAACCAGCCCCACACAGAUGUGUUUUACGUGCAAUCAUGAACAUGAAGACAAUGAGAAAGAUGGAAAACUGAAGCCUAUCAAUUCAUGUGACCGGAACACUGUCCCAUCAAAGCUGGAUACAUCAGGAAUGGGUCAAUCUUUAACUCUCUUCCCAACAUUAGCCACUGGAGAUGGUAUCAAGCUAAAGGACGGGGCAGAGGAGGUUCUCAAUAUGGCCCCUAAAGUGAGCCCAAUAGAAGCUACGAAUCAGAAGGGCAAGGAAGUGCUACUAGAAAGGUCUGGAUCAUUCAGAUCAACCGUCACAGAUGCUGGAGGCUCCAUUCCUGGAAAGCCUGACAGCAACUAUGUCAGCCACUCAUUGACGCUUUUCCCAUCAUUAUUGAAGGAUAUGGAGCCCAAUAAAGCCGAUGUUCUUGAGCCAAUUCCUACAAACUCAGGCAGCUACAUUGAACUUACUAAAUUAGCCCCCAUGGCGGCACUUGGUUCUGGACAGCAGGGAUACAGCGGCAAAACGAGACAGGCGAAAAAGAGAUGGCGCAAGCUGAAGUCUGUUUCGCAGUUGGUCUUCUUAUGGAAGGUCGUUGCACCAAGGAGUUUUAAGGAGCAGUACGAAGCCACGAGGAUGGAUCAUCUUGCUUAUGAGGCUUGUCCUGAGAAAGAUUCAUCUCCUUCACAUACCCUUAUUCGGAUGCAAAGUCCGUUGGAGCAGUUUGCUCAUAGUUUGACACGAGUGAAAAGGGAGAAUGACAGUUCUAAAACUGCGGACAGACAGGAAGACAAGCAUCACGACAAGUCGCAGCAGGCAGCGAAAAGAUGGCGUGUGCUCAGAGCUCUUUUGUGGUUUACUCUGCAGCGAAGGGCGAGUAAGCAAUCCCAAGCUUUCUUGGGAGGAACCAAAACCCAAAACCAAGCUGAGAUCGAUGACAGAAAAAUGGAUUCUGACAGCGCCUCGACCCCUUUGUUCAGCUGCGGCCCGGAUUUGGCAGGCCUAGCGGUAUCUUCCAAUCUCCUUCAUUACUCAUGGGAUGCGAUCUCUGAACUCCGGACUAAUCCAAGCAGGCAUGUCGGCUCCUCUUCAGUGUCCGUUGAGUACAGAGAAUCUCAGGUGAGAAACUACAGGAUCAUAGCCUUCAUCGUGUCGCCGGUCAUGGAGAAGUACCUCCAGGAAGGAAGCAAUUUGGUUCCGUCAUCAGAUAUUCCUGACUUCAGCUUCCUCUGCUCCAAGAGCAAUCCGGAGUUCUCCAUUAAUAGAGCUGCAAAGGCCCUCUUUGACUCUGUUCGGGGCGAGCUCUCUUCCCUUAAAGAUCGGGUCAUGGAAGUUGCAAAGUCAACACCGUACAUCGUCACUGGACACUCUUUGGGAGGUUCAAUCGCGUCCCUGUUCAUGCUUUGGCUGCUCAAUGCACUCAAACCUACCACGACCAGAAGGCCCCUCUGCAUAACCUUUGGUGCUCCUCUACUCGGUGAUUCCCGGUUUCAACAAGCCAUAUACCAUUACUCGACCUGGAAUUCUUGUUUCUUGCAUACGGUUCACAGGGAUGAUCCCUUUCCCAGUAUUUUCCUUGCAAUGGAUUACCGACCUUUUGGGACUUUUCUCUUUCUAUCCGGGUCCGGCAAGGCUUGCUUCGAAGCCCCUGAUUCGAUCUUGGAGUUGCUCAAGAGGAUGAAAUCUGAAACAGGCGGGAAUCAAGAGCUGCAGGAUAUUGAUUAUGGUCUAACUAUUCAAUCCCUCCGAAGUAAUGUUGUCUGCAAAGAUGUGACGGAGUUGAGCCGGAGAGAAAUCGAAUCCUACAAGGCCGGGAUUAUUGCACAACUCACGUCGAUUGGGUUGUUGCAAAAUGAGGACGAGGCCAGUAACAGUUGGGUGGAUAAGAAGAUAGUGAAGCCGGAAAAGGCAGCGAUAACCCAAAAGAGGGAAAUGUUCGACCCGGCAAGGAAGCUCAAUGAUGUAAAGGUAAACAUGGCCCAGUUAGAGUGGUACAAGAAGACGAACGAGAAUGAUGGGUAUGCUUACUACGACAGUUACAAGAUCAAGCGGCUCAUGUGGGACCACAAGGUCGUGGAGUUCAAGAGGAUCCUUACAGAUUACUGGGAAAAAUUGGUCGAGGAGGUAGAGAAGAAGCCCCAGAUGGAGGAGGUCUACUUGAGGAAAAGGUGGCUCUAUGGUGGGACCAACUUCCGGAGAAUGGUUGAGCCGCUCGAUAUAGCUGACUAUUACAAAGUGAAGGGGAGGAGAGAUUACUGGAACAGAGGAAGAUUGAACUGCUAUAAGAAGUUGGAGAAGUGGCUCAAGGAGGCUAAGAAGCCCGAUACCAGCCUCAACACCAGGAAGCAGAACAUUAAAUUGAGCAUGACGGAGGAUUCCUGCUUCUGGGCCCAUGUUGAGGAGGCGACGAUUGCCUGCGAAGCGUAUAACAAUGGGGAUGAGGGAAAUUUCGAGAGGUUGGUGGAGUUUGAAACUUACGUGUUUGGGUUAAUCGAGAGGUACGCAGUUUCCCCAGAGAUAUUCCUACCAGAUAGCACUUACAUGAAGUGGUGGAAGAAGUAUGAGGGCAUCCUAACGAGAAGAUCGGCUAGACAGCCGGGGUUGCACAAUUCAAAGCUAGUCCCAUUCAUGAAGAACAGUCGGUACCAGGAGUACAAGGUGGGGAAGUAUGAUCCUUCCGAAGACGAUGAAUGAGCGAUUUACGACUGGAUAUAAAUAUAAGAGUCGAGUCCAAGAAACCUUCAAAUAAUUUAUUAGUUGUAUCAAUCUCAAUCUCACUGUAUUAUUUCAAUGCCUUUAAGCAAAGUGAAUAUCGAACUGUACGUUUCUUUCUGUCCUUACCGUGUAACUUCUCGAUAUCAGUAUCCUCGUUUUACAACCAUAA